CGUCUACUCUUGUCCUAAUUGGUUGGUAGUGAUGCGUCAUCUAGAGGUCGCAAUGAUUUCCUGCCUGCUCAGAUUGUACUCACUUCCUUAUUUGCGCUGAGACACCGGUUCCAUCAGCAUCAGUUCUCCAUGGCUUCCUACUUUGAUGAGCAUAACUGUGAACCCACGGUUCCUGAGGAGCAGUAUCGGCAGAAUGCCCUGCUAGAGCUCGCCAGGAGCCUUCUUAGUGGGAUGGAUAUUGAUCUUGGAGCUUUGGAUUUUACUGAAUGGGACCAGAGGCUUCCACCCCCAGCUGCCAAAAAAGUGGUGGAGAGUUUACCCAAAGUCACUGUAACACCAGAACAAGCAGAUGCUGCCCUGAAGUGCCCUGUGUGCCUGUUGGAGUUUGAGGAGGGAGAGACUGUGCGGCAAUUACCCUGUGAACAUCUUUUUCACUCGUCCUGCAUACUACCCUGGCUUGGCAAGACCAAUUCGUGCCCUUUAUGCAGACACGAGCUUCCCACUGACAGCCCAGAGUAUGAGGAGUACAAGCAAGAAAAGGAACGGAGGCAGCAGAAAGAGCACCGGCUGGAAUGUUUGCACGAUGCCAUGUACACUUAAGGAAUGGAGUAGCACUUGUCUUGGGGGAUCUUUCCAAUAACUCCUCAAAAAUUUUAAUUCCUUCUGGAUCACAACAUGGUAGGACAGGGAUCUUCACUUCGAGCUGCUGUUGAACUACAACUUCUGGUCUCUCCUCCCAACAUAGAGCUUAAACUCGGCAUCAGCCUUAGUGUUCCUCAGACUCAUAUAAUUCUAUAUUCCUUUUAUUCUGAUGAGGAAUUAGGGUUAUUUUUAAAUUUAUAAAAAACACAAAGUAUCUAAAAUGACUUGGCCAUUCUGGGGGUUAGUAAUCCAGGGACUGAAUUAUUAUGAACGUGUGGCCAAUCCUAUAUGGACCAAAAUGUCUCUUUUCUACAUUAAAAGCAAAAAUGAUAUGUAAUGAUUGUUAUUAUGCAUUUGUAUAAGAUUGAACUAAAGAUUCCUGUGACCUUGGGGUAAGUCUACUUGGCCCACUGAACUCUGAAAUGUUUGUUCAAUCAUUGGUAUCUGUUGGCCAUGCAGUUUGCAGUGGGGGGAGAUACAGGUGAUACACUAGUAGUGGCCCAUUCAUUGUUUUGGAAUAGUUUUUUGAUUGACAGCUUUUAUAUUACAUUUUUGCUUUUAUGAUAGCUUCCCUUUAAUCUGUGUUGCUUUUAUUUAAUCUGAAGCAGGGCUGCAGUUGCAUUGUGCCUCUUGUUGAUGCAGUAGUGAUGUGCAGGUCAGGGAAAACUUAACUCACACCCGGCCAUAACUUUCAAAAUGCUGCCAUUGUUGGACCUUUACCCAACCCCAACAGUCGCCCAAAUUUAAAUGCUAACCCAUAUGUCCCAUGGGUUUGGUUCAACCCACACAUGAAUACAGUAGAACUUAGUGCUGCAGCACACUGAUAUUCACUCUAGACCAGGCUUGCCAAAUUGGUGUUUCUUGGGCCUAAUCUGCCCCACUCUCACCCAUUGUAAAGCCCAAAGGCAUACUUUCAAUUAUAUCGGAUCUAAACCCAAAAAGAAAGUGAUGUAAAUUUACUUAGGAUGCAUCUCUGAUCACAUUGGUAGUUUACAUUAAUUUUCUGUUUUUAGUAGUUUCUGAUAUUUUUGCCUUUUUCCGACUGCUAAUACAAGGGUUUUAGCUCAACUGACAGUCAGCCACCCAAGGGUUAACUGAAUCCAGAAAGCACAUAGACAGGGUUCCUGACAGUCUGUGCCUUCAGAAGCCGAGCCUGCUUUCAACAGUCUAAAACUGCCUCUA
Messenger RNA from Xenopus tropicalis (tropical clawed frog), 1824 nucleotides. It is a transcript of the gene rnf181, whose product is annotated as ring finger protein 181. Gene Ontology annotation, cellular component: cytoplasm. The record is from RefSeq and is a predicted model, not a curated record. Bases 130 to 600 code for a protein of 156 amino acids. The transcript has 6 exons. Gene Ontology annotation, biological process: protein ubiquitination. Gene Ontology annotation, molecular function: ubiquitin protein ligase activity; ubiquitin-protein transferase activity. NCBI's taxonomy places the organism in Eukaryota, Metazoa, Chordata, Amphibia, Anura, Pipidae.